Molecule: messenger RNA, 1395 nt
Organism: Dromiciops gliroides (monito del monte)
Lineage: Eukaryota; Metazoa; Chordata; Mammalia; Microbiotheria; Microbiotheriidae
Gene: GVQW3
Product: GVQW motif containing 3
Source: RefSeq, a predicted model, not a curated record
CGGGUGGUCUGGGAGAGCACGCACCUGCCCCAACAACUUAGCUGGAGCUAUCUGUAGGUUGCAGGGCAUGCGAGCGUUCUGCGGAUAAACCCUGGAGCGACUUGUCAAGCUUUCCCUCUCCAGCUAGCUUUCUUCCUUGUAAUUUUGUAAGUGCAUGAGAAUUUAACCAGGGGCUCACCUAGAUGUUGGAAUUGCGAACUCAGUUUGGCUGAUAUCACAGCUUGCAAGGGUCCGUUGUCACCCCACUGAGGAAGAGACCAUAAGGGAAUCUGGACAGUGUGACUAUAACUUAAGCAGGGAAGAAAAAAUGGAAAUGGAACUGCUUGCAGUCUGGGCUGCCUGGGGACACACUGAAACUCCCCUUCUCACCUUCUCCCUCGCCCUUCACCUUCCACCUCAUCGUUGGAGGUCUUCAGUUGGAUACACUUUGAAUCCGUUAGGGAAUCCUGUAGAGGAGGUUUCUGCUCUAGAAACAAGCGGAUUAGAUGCCCUCGGUACAUCUUUCCAACGCAGGGAUUACAGGAUUCUGAAUUCCAGCUCGACGCAGCCAAUUUAAUGAAAUUGACCAUUCAAUGUGUUUUGCUGGGACCUCUGUAGCACAGUGCCUGGCAUAUAGUAAGCACUUUUUAAAAAAUGCUUGUUUUCUUCCUUCUUAGAGUGAAUAGAAAAGGUGUCUCCCAUGAAAUGAGUGACCCAUAUUUAGUGCAAAGGAUCAGUAUCAAAUUUUGUGUGAUGAAAUCAGCAAGUAAGGCCCUCAACAUGUCAAAAGAAGCUUAUGGGAAUGAAGUCAUGUCAAGAGCAAGGAUUUUUGACUGGCUUCAAAGGUUUAAAGGAGGUAGGGAAGAUGUUGGGGAUGAUGCAAGAAGUGAUCGUCCUAUCACUCACAGGACCAAAGAAAAUAUUGAAAAAGUCAGAGAUUAUUCAGAUUGCUGCUUCACUGUGAGAACAAUGGCUGAAGAGUUGCAGUGGGAUAAGGAAACGGUCAGACUCAUUCUGAAAGAAAACUUAAGGAUGAAGAAAGUGUCUGUAAAGAUUGUGCCAGACUUUUUGAGGGAUUAAGAAAAGCAGCAAAAGCCUGAUGUUUCUUCUGAGGGCUCAGGGGAAGCUGAACUAAAUGAUGCAUCGUCGAGAAAGAAGGUCUGCACGGUCAAUAAAUUUUGAACUACAAGUGAUUCUUUCCCCCAUCUUUCAUGAUUUUAUGUGACUUAAGGGAAUGAAAGCAUAACAUCCUGCUUCCCCAUAAGCUCUCUGGCAGCAAUGUUGGCACCAAUUAAAGCCGAGUCUGUGUAAUUAAUCAAAACCCAUUUGGAAACACUAGUGAUUGGCUGGUCUGUGGUGCUGCCUGCUGCACACACAGUAGUUCUUCUGAUCAGUCGAGGAGACAGGCACAUAUGA